AGCACCAAGCCAUGUCACUUGGGAGAUAAUUAGCGGGCUAUAAAAAUGUGGGCGUACUAAUCUACCAGUCAAAUAAAUGUGUAGAUACGUCAUUGGCCAGUACCAGAUCACAUUUUUAUAGACUGGAAUAUUCUAGAAAUUUUUAGAAGCUGGCGUAGGACCAGUUCUUGACAACAACUUUCUUUAAUAAUUUUUUUAAGAUGUUGGAAGCUAUCAAGUGCAGAUGGAGUUUCUACAUAUUCCUGGUGAUUUCAUUCGCUGUACUUCACGGAGAACCUUCACGGGACCCGCCAGCAAACGGCAGGAAGGAAGAGCUGAAAAAGUUAUUGUUCGGGUGCGCAGACGACUUGAACUUUGGCCGAGACUUGAGCCGAGUGGCCAGCCGCUGUUUGGCCAAGCUGAGACAGGGGCUGGAGGAACAGGCAGGGCUCUAUGAGGAUUCGAAUGAGCAUUGGUCGAUACGGGCAUAUAGGGCAUAUCUCCAUGACAACGAUAGAAUGUAUUUUAGGAGCCUAUCGUAUUUUUCGGAGAGAAGUAAACAGAGGAAGUGUCACGUGACUCAGGUAGAACUGCUCGUGCCUGUUGUCCAAUCCCCGAAGGUUAAAGAAAAUUGGAUCUCCAUUCAAGUUGACGGAAAAAUGCUAAAAUAUACCAGCCGCAGCAACGACACUAGCGACGUCAUUUCCUUUAGUCACGUGCUCACCUUUGACCUCCCUGGAUUACACGCGGACAACAUCCAUGACGUCAACAUCACCAUGAGCUCCCCUUCAUUUGAGCUCCGGCUUAUACAAUCUCUAGAGCAGAAACAUUGUCGGCUGGUCAAGAAUGAAGCGGAAAAAACAGCUAGCUGCCCCGCGGAUAUACCCGAACCUGAACCAGACGAGGUUCCGAAGAAGGACACAAAGGACGAAGUUAUCCCCCUUAGCGAUGAUGCAAGAGAAAGGGUUCGUCUAAUAUCUCAACUCAUCAAGGCGGCGGCCGAGAAAUCGCUGAAACGCCGCAAAGACCACGACGAUUUCAAAUACCGGGAUGAUAAAAACACGCAGCCCACGCUAAAAAUAAACGAACCAAACAACGCAUGCAGCGUAACGCCAGGAUCGGAAAUUCCCCAACAUUGCCUGUGUAAAAGAGAGAGGCUGUACGUCAAAAUGCCAAACGACGUAAUCGCACCAAAAGCUAUUGACGUCGGCUACUGUAAGGGCGCGUGUGACCACGUGACCAAGUUUUACCAGAUGGACGGGAACAUUACGGGUCACGCUGUUCUGUUGAACAAGCAGAAGAAGCUGACCAAAUGCGCGCCGCACAGGAUGGCAGAUAUGAAGCUUCAGGUGCUCAACACGAGCCGAAUGAGCGCCCUUGAUGAUGUCAUUCUCAAGGACGUCACAGUCAAAACGUGUCGUUGUACUUAAACACUGGAUCGUAAGGGACGUCAUGCUUCAUAAUCCUGGGACGUCUCUUUUUAAUGAUAUGGGACGUCUCUUUAAACGUCUUAUUUCAUAAUCUUGGAAGUUCUAAUUUUAUUGGCGGAGGACGUCACAUUUAUAGGACACAGGACGUCUUAUUUAAUGAACCAAUUAUUCUGGCUAAAGCUCUCUGGACAAAAAUCUCUUGACAUAAACCCGCUGAGCACAUACCCAAAACUUGGACUAAAACCCUUUGCAUAUGAACCCCCAUUUGGGGUUAGUACAAGGAAAGUUUUGAUGAAAAACUUCUACGAAAACAAAAUGUUCGUUAUUUGAAUGUUUAUGUUAUUUAAUUCUAUAUUUAAUUAUUAUUUAUUGUUUAUUUUAUUUUACAUAAAUAUAUAUUAUUUGGAUAAAUUUACGUACAUUAUUUACUCAUUUACAUUAAACUAAAUUGAAAAAUGUCGAGAAAACUAUUUCUGCUUUAAAGAACGCAGAUUUCUGCCGCGUAAUGAAUUAUUGUGUGCCCUAUUUGCUGCUCUUGUUUGAUACAACAUGUGUUCAUGGAGCAAGAUA
Molecule: messenger RNA, 1979 nt
Organism: Physella acuta
Lineage: Eukaryota; Metazoa; Mollusca; Gastropoda; Physidae
Molecular function (GO): growth factor activity
Source: RefSeq, a predicted model, not a curated record